UAUGCGCGAAUUCUAAAAGAAUGAUUUUAACGCAGAUUUGAGAUGAAAGAGUAUACUCGUAUCGCAAUAUUUAUCUUAAUAGUAAGCUUAUAUCAAUAUAAAUGUCAUGAUUUCAGUGGUCAAAAUGCCCCGAAAAGUUUUGCAGGGUAUUCUGUAUUUCGAGCUGUUCCAGUCGAUGAAACUGACUUAGAAAAUCUAAAGUCACUUGCAGAAAAAGAAGAAUAUGAACUUGAUUUUUGGAAGCAUCCAAAAGAAGUGAACCAGGCAGUUGACAUAAUGGUACCGCCAGACAAAAUACAAUUUAUAGAGCAAUUUUUAGUAGCCAACAGAAUACCAAGAACAAUUAUGAUGUUCGAUGUUGAAAGAUACAUAAUCAAGGAGAAGAUUGAAAUGUCUGCACCAUCUUUCCUAAUUGGAAGAGAUAGUAAUGCCUUCUUUACGAAUUAUAAGGGUUUAAAUGAAAUUUUUAAAUUUCUGGAAGAUACAGUCGCUAUGAACCCGAAUAUCGCUGAAAUUAUAUCCAUUGGAGUAUCUACCGAAGGGAAUGAUUUGAAAGUCAUUAAAAUUGGAUCGAAAAGCAAUUCGACAAAACCAGCCAUUUGGAUCAACGGCGGUAUCCAUGCAAGGGAAUGGAUAAGUCCUGCAACAGUUUCUUUUAUUGCUCAUAGUCUGGUCAUUGAGUAUGACAAUCAUGACGAUGUUAAGGAAAUGGUUGAUUACUUUGACUGGUACCUUCUACCAGUAUCCAAUCCAGACGGUUACGUUUACAGCCAUACUUUCAACAGAAUGUGGAGGAAAUCUCGAACAAGAGCUCAAAUAUUUUGUCGAGGAGUCGACUUGAAUAGAAAUUUUGGUUUUCAUUGGAGAGAAGGUGGAUCUAGUGCUAGACCAUGCAGUGAUACAUUUGCUGGUUCCAGAGCAUUUUCAGAACCAGAAACCAAAGCUAUUUCUGAUUACAUUCUAAAGCAGAACAAAAGAUUUGUCGCAUUUCUCGAUAUUCACUCCUACUCACAGUUAUGGCUCACUCCUUGGGGUUGGACAAAUAGCUUACCCAACGAUUAUGACGACAUGAUUGAAGUUGCGAAUGAAGCAACAAAAGCACUAUACGAUGUUUACGGAACAAAAUACAGAACUGGAUCGUCCACAAAUGUUUUAUACGUGGCAACUGGUGGUUCUGAUGACUGGGCUUAUGGAAUAGCCGGCAUAAAAUAUUCAUACACAAUCGAGCUUCGAGAUACGGGAAGGUAUGGUUUCAUGCUUCCUUCUGAACAAAUUAUUCCCACUGGAGAAGAAACAUGGGCGGGCAUUAAAGCCAUGGCUAGAGCAAUACAAAAGAAACUAUAGGAACAUUAUAUAUGUCAUCCAUUGUUUUAGACUGUGCACAUUUUAACUUAUUAAUAAACACUUUACUGUCUUUC
This is a messenger RNA of Parasteatoda tepidariorum (common house spider), 1418 nucleotides long. RefSeq names its product carboxypeptidase B. Gene Ontology annotation, biological process: proteolysis. Lineage: Eukaryota; Metazoa; Arthropoda; Arachnida; Araneae; Theridiidae. Gene Ontology annotation, molecular function: metallocarboxypeptidase activity; zinc ion binding. The record is from RefSeq and is a predicted model, not a curated record.